This is a messenger RNA of Ananas comosus (pineapple), 2881 nucleotides long. RefSeq names its product BEL1-like homeodomain protein 4. The coding region runs from base 349 to 2607 and encodes 752 amino acids. The transcript has 4 exons. The record is from RefSeq and is a predicted model, not a curated record. Gene Ontology annotation, molecular function: RNA polymerase II cis-regulatory region sequence-specific DNA binding; DNA-binding transcription factor activity, RNA polymerase II-specific. NCBI's taxonomy places the organism in Eukaryota, Viridiplantae, Streptophyta, Magnoliopsida, Poales, Bromeliaceae. Gene Ontology annotation, biological process: regulation of transcription by RNA polymerase II.
ACAACAACAGCAACAACAACAACAACAACAACAACUAUAUACUCUUUCUCUCUCACCACCACCACCAUGUAGUCUUAUUUGUACAUAUGAUGAUGAUAUGAGGAAGAUACAUACAUAAACAUGCACACACACACACAUAUAUAGAUAUAUAUGGCCAAUUGUUAAUUCUCUAGUUAAUCCACCUUGUUAUUUAUUUUACAUGUUUGAUUCUGUGGUUCUCAAUUCGAUCCAUGGAUGAGGUUGUUGUUCUCUUCUUUGUGCAGCAGCAGAUACAUGUGAUUACUCUAAAUAGUAUUGGACCACCAAAAUCACCAUGAAGAGAGAGAUAGAGAUAGAAAUAGAGGAGGCAUGGGAAUAGCCACGCCGCCACCGCCGCCGCACCUAAUCAUCGGCCUGCCGAAGCCCGUUUCGUCGCUGCAGACGCCGACGACGACGAGUACUUCUAUGUCCCACGGCUUCCACCACCACCACCACCACCACCAAGGCGGCAUCUUCGGCUUCUCCUCCGAUGUCUUCGACCGUUCCACAGCACCGUCAACGACGACGACGAUACCCGGCAACGCCGGCCAGCACGAGCACGUCGCGCAGCAGAGCCGGCGGGAGAAGCUGCGGGUGCAAGAAUUCGACCCGGCUGGCGCGGCAGCCACCGGACACGCUCAGCUAGUCCCGAUAGACGACGACACUGGCGACGGAGAUGGAGAAGGCGGCGGACAAGAAGCGAGCAUGUACGCCACUGCCGCCGGAGGGGCGGGGCACGCCGCCACCGGCAGCAUGCUGUCGGAGAUGUUCAAUUUCGCAGGCGGCUGCCCGUCGGGCGCCGACUUUCUUGGAUAUCGCCAGCUGUCUGCCAUGAGGCCUGCGGCGCCGCCGAUGGCAGCCUUUGGGACCGGCGAUUGGUACGCAGGCUCGUCGAACAAGCCCCAGCAGCAGCAGCAGCAGCAGCAGGCGAUGCACCACCACCCGGCGCUCACCGCCGACUCGGCCAUGCAGCUCUUCUUGAUGAAUCCCCCUCCGCCGCCGCCACUGCUGCAUCGUCAUCAGCAUACGCGAUCUCCUUCUCCCCCUCCUCCGCCACCGCCGCCACCGCAGCCAGAGCAGCAUACGCAAACUCUCCACCACCACCAAGCCCUAAUCCAAGCAUUUGGGGACAAUUCCGCUGCUUCCUUCGGCGGCGGUCAAGGGCUGAGCCUGUCGCUGUCGUCGUCGCUGCAGCAAUUCGAAAUGGCGAAGGCGGCAGAGGAGCUGCGGGUGCGCGACGCUGCCAUGCUGUACUACAACCAGCAGCAGCAGCAGCAGCAGCAGCUUCACCACUUGCAGUUGGAAGGCCAUGGGCAGGUAUUGGGGCCGCCGCAGGCCGCGCAGCUGGGGUUCGGGCCGGCCGGGGUGGCGGCAGUGCUGCGCAGCUCCAAGUACGCGCGGGCCGCGCAGGAGCUGCUCGAAGAGUUCUGCAGCGUUGGGAGGGGCCAAUUCCGGUCGGGCCGGAUCGGACGAGGGUCCGCCGCCAAUAACCCUAACCCUAAAAGCGGCGGCAACAGCGGGGCUUCGAGCUCUGCGGCGGCGGCGGCUGCUGCAUCCACAUCGUCGUCGAAGGAGGCCCCUCCCUUGUCUCCUGCAGAGAGGUUUGAGCAGCAGAGGAAGAAGGCCAAGUUAAUCUCCAUGCUUGACGAGGUGGAGAGAAGAUACAACCACUACUGCGAGCAGAUGCAGAUGGUGGUGAACUCGUUCGACUCGGUGAUGGGGUUCGGCGCGGCGACGCCGUACACGGCGCUGGCGCAGAAGGCGAUGUCGCGGCACUUCCGGUGCCUGAAGGACGCGAUCUCCGCACAGCUGCGGCAGGCGUGCGAGCUCCUCGGGGAGAAGGACGCGGGCGGCGGCUCGGGGCUGACCAAGGGCGAGACCCCCCGCCUGCGCAUCCUCGACCAGAACCUGCGCCAGCAGCGCGCCUUCCACCACAUGGGCAUGAUGGAGCAGGAGGCCUGGCGGCCCCAGCGCGGCCUCCCCGAGCGCUCCGUCAACGUCUUGCGCGCUUGGCUCUUCGAGCACUUCCUCCACCCGUAUCCAAGUGAUGCAGAUAAGCAUUUCCUGGCAAGGCAGACCGGCUUAUCCAGAAAUCAGGUGUCCAAUUGGUUCAUCAAUGCAAGAGUCCGGCUAUGGAAGCCCAUGGUGGAGGAGAUGUACCAGCAAGAAGCCAAGGACCAUGACGACGACGACGAAGACGACGAAGCCGCCGCUGCCGCCGCCGCCGCCGAUGCAGCAUCGUCGCUUUCCCCCCCCUCCUCCUCCGGCGUAGGCGGUGCGCCUCCAAAAUCCGAACCGCACCCUGGCGGGCCCCCCGCCCCCGGCCCGCAGAACGCGCCGCAGGCGCCCCCGCAGCUGUCGACAUCCUCCGCCGUCGCGGACAUGGCGCACGCGGGAUUGUACAGCGGCCGGUAUGCUGCGGCGGCGGCGGCGACGCACGCUUUGAGAUUCGGGGCGGCGGGCGACGUGUCGCUGACGCUGGGGCUGCGGCACGGGGCGGCGGGCAGUGGAGGGAGCGGCGCAGGGGUCGGCGGCAGCGAUGGCGGCGGCGGAGGCCGAUUCGGAGCCGUUAGAGAAUUUGGCGGUUGAUUGGCAGUUAAGUUAGUUAGUUAGUUCGUUAGUUAGGGUUUUUUACUGGGAGGUGAUGGGGGGGAACAUUAAUAGUUACUUAGCUAAUUAUUAGGGUUUCAGAUCAUGAUCAUAGUGACACUAGCUAGGAUUUAUGGUACAGGUAAAUUUAAAAAGAAAAAAGAAAAAAAAAGAAAAAAAAAGAGGAGGAUUAAUUAAGAAAGAAAUUGAUGACAGAGAUGAAAUAUUUUGUCUUUUAAUUUUAACAAUUUUAAAUUUUUAUAGCCUUUUGUUA